CGAGAGAGUUGAUAAUAUCCUCUCUCUCCCUCUCUCUCUCUCUCUCUGUUUUGCUCUAUCACUCGCUACGCCGUCGAAGAAGUUUGUCGGAAGAAGGGACCGGAGGAAUUGGAUUGGAGCUGCCAAGGGAGCGAGGAGGUCGAUGGAGAGUUUGCCCGUGGAGCUCUGCCUCAAGAUAUUCUGCUGCUUGGAUCACCAGGACCUCGCUGCUGCUCUCCAAGUCUGCAGGAAGUGGAAGGUCUUGGCUUCAGAUGGUGCCUUGUGGUCUAAUCUAUUCAGGGAGAGAUGGGGAGAGGAUCGGGCUAUUUCACAUGCCCCUGCCGGCUCAGAAUCAUGGAAAGAUGCGUACGAGGUGCAGGACCGACGGGACCGUGUAGGACAGGGGUUGAAGAUAAUCCGAGAAGGGGAAAACUACUACCUUGUUUGCCAAGGCAAAAUCCAGCGCUACUUGGGCUCGAGGACACAGAAGAGAAGAGUAAUGAACUGGCCAUCAAGAAAUCUGAAUGGAGAAGGCCCCACGCCAGAAGAGAUCUCGUCCCGAGGGAUUCUGGACAGGAUCAUCUUCUUCAUCGGGGACUUGGAAGUGGCCUCAUCAGAAGCCAAAGCUGCCAAACGUAGUCGGGUGCUGUAAAUGUUAGUUUGGUAUUCCUUAGGCCAUAAAAUUCGAUGCAUCACAUUUUGCGUGUUUCACAUGGAAUGCAUGGAUGUGAAAUAAUUAUGGCCUCGUGUAAAAGGGUUUGUAGAACUUAAAAUUUGUAUGUAUUCACUUUCAUUCGACAUGUGUUCCUUUUCUGUUGUCCACUGAAAAGGUAAACAGUACAAAAAGCAUUUCAUGGUCAA
This is a messenger RNA of Punica granatum (pomegranate), 840 nucleotides long. The record is from RefSeq and is a predicted model, not a curated record. Lineage: Eukaryota; Viridiplantae; Streptophyta; Magnoliopsida; Myrtales; Lythraceae.